CUUAUUCCAUAGAGUUCCUAACAACCGGCGUGCUAUAAUUUCUCAGUACAGCGAGCCUCCAUGCCAAUUAUGGACCUUGAAGAUGUUGACAAACGCCCCACUCGUCGCUCCAUAUACCUCAAUCCAAACGCCAAGUCCUACCGAGCCCCAGAAACAGAAGACAACUCAGCCGAGCUGCAAGCCUUCUAUUCAAGUCUCCCCGAUUACGCGCCAACCAAACUAGUUCCCCUCCCCGAUUUAGCAGCCGAACUAGGUAUCAAAGGCGUCUACGUCAAAGCCGAGACUUCGCGUCUCGGUCUCCCAUCUUUCAAGCUCCUAGGUGCAUCAUGGGCAGUCCGCCAAGCGAUCAUUCAUUCUGCAAAACUCCCGUCUUCCGCUUCCCUGGAUGAUCUAAGGGCAGCUAUAAAGCAGCAUGGAAUGAAGCUCUGCGCUGCGACGGAUGGGAAUCAUGGGCGAUCUGUUGCAUUCAUGGGACGACUUCUGGGGGUGGAAGAAAUCAAGGUUUUCGUCCCAAGAGGAUUGGAUGAGAAGAUCAUAGCUUCGAUUGUGGACGAAGGGGCGGAUGUCGUGAUUGCUGAUGGAGAUUACGAUCACACGGUGAGGACGGCGCAUCGAUUUGGGGAGGAGACGGAGGGGUUUAUGCUCAUUGAAGCUGUUGCUUAUGAGGGGUAUGAGGAUGUUCCUAGGUGGGCAGUAGAAGGAUACACAACUAUGCUUCGGGAAAGCGAUGCUCAGCUUCUCGUCCACGCUGAAAUGCAGAAGCAAGAUCAGGCACUAAGCAUGAUCAUCGCACCCGUCGGGGUAGGCUCCCUGACCCAAGCAAUCAUCUCCUACUACAAAUUUCCAAACAACGCCUCUCCAACUCCUGCCGUGGUGACAGUCGAACCCGACACAGCAGCAACGUUGCACAAAAGUCUCAAAGUAGAAAAGUCACUCUCGAUUGCCACGAGUCCCACGAUAAUGGCUGGCCUAGAAUGCGGGACUCUGUCCAGUAUUGCUUGGCCAUUGCUGCAACCGGGGGUGGAUAUCAGCACUACGAUCUCAGACUGGGAGUGCCACCAUGCUAUUGAAUACCUGAAGAAGCACGGUGUGGGUGCUGGACCUUGUGGUGGUGCUGCACUUGCUGGCUUACGUCGCCUGGCCUCUGAUCCCGCAAGCAAGGGAGUCUUGAACAAAGAUUCGGUGGCUGUGUGUAUUUGUACAGAAGGCACUCGGCCAUAUACUCUUCCCACGCCGGUGGGUGGUGAAGAGCUGUCACUUGUAAACGCAUUGAUGGUGUUGCAUAUGACGCCUAGUAUUGCCCCUGGCUGGAGUAUGCAGAAUGUACCGGUUUCUGCGGUGUUUAACUAUGUUGCGCAGUGGCUUGAGUAUAGAGAUGUUGAAGUGAGCUGUGUUGAAUAUGGUUCUGAGAAUGCUUCUUUGGUCGCGAAGCUCCACGGUGCAGGUGAGUGGGUUGGCAAUGGGGAAAGGAAGUCGCUGCUGCUGAUCUCGCAUCUUCCUUCGAAGACCGAGGAUGAGAUAGGUAUGUACACCGGUCUAGGAGCAGCCUUGCUUGCUGUAGCACAGCUCCAACAAUCCACUUCGAUGGCUAGGCCAAAUAUCACACUAGCAAUAAUCCCUGCCGUCGCGGGCCUUAGGUCUGUUCUUGAAACUUUGAGUACUCCGGAUGCUGGGUUACUUGUUGACACAGCAGCGGGCUUCGAUCUGUUGAAUGUUCAGGAUGGGAUGAACUUCGAGUUUUCUAGGACGGUGGAACGGAGCGUGAGGUCUGCAUUGGGGAGAGAGGUGGCGCUGAGGGAAGCCAGUUCGAGCCCAGGCAGUGUCCUCGAUAUAUUAAAGGGGAAUAAUCUAUAUGCGAUGACGCUUGGAUGCCUGGGGGGGAACUUGGCAGAUGAUAAAGGAGAUAAGGGAGAUAAGGGAGAGGAAAGUGAAUAUUUGAUGGCGAAGGCAUUGAUUCAGGUUGCGAAAGAUUGGUGCAGUUGAAUGGUGGAUGGUUUGAGAUGGUGGUAUAGGGUUAUUGGCGAAUGAUGACGCUGAGGUGAUCAUGUUUAUUAAGAGAAAGUAGAUAGAAGAGGAUUGGUAGACAUCUCUCAAUGAGCGACUGAGUUUAAUGAAAGAGAAUAGAAGCACU
Hyaloscypha bicolor E is the source of this 2131-nucleotide messenger RNA. RefSeq names its product tryptophan synthase beta subunit-like PLP-dependent enzyme. The record is from RefSeq and is a predicted model, not a curated record. Bases 61 to 1983 code for a protein of 640 amino acids. The transcript has 2 exons. Lineage: Eukaryota; Fungi; Ascomycota; Leotiomycetes; Helotiales; Hyaloscyphaceae.